Aspergillus pseudoviridinutans is the source of this 1275-nucleotide messenger RNA. RefSeq names its product deubiquitination module subunit SGF73. The record is from RefSeq and is a predicted model, not a curated record. Lineage: Eukaryota; Fungi; Ascomycota; Eurotiomycetes; Eurotiales; Aspergillaceae. The coding region runs from base 1 to 1275 and encodes 424 amino acids. Gene Ontology annotation, cellular component: SAGA complex. Gene Ontology annotation, biological process: regulatory ncRNA-mediated heterochromatin formation; RITS complex assembly; regulation of transcription by RNA polymerase II. The transcript has 3 exons.
AUGGGUACUAACGGUGAUUCUGGUCGAGCGUCGUCGGUCGCCUCGAAUUCGGGCAGCUUGGUGGACGCAUCGGGGUACAAGUACUCCGAGAAAGAUGCGAAACCUACGAAGAUCAAAUUGAAAAAGGCGGCCAAGUCGGCCAAAGCGAAGAAGGCUGCUGCGGGUAGGUCUUUCCUGGAUACGCUGGGAUGCAAACUAUCAAGACACACGAGAUGGAAGGGGCUAAUGUCAAAUCUGUCUACUGUAGAAGUGCCCGAAUCGCCCGGCUCGUCGCCCAUACUACCGGAGAUCGAUGAAAAGACCAUGGCUGCCUUCCCGACGGGCAAGCCCCGUGAGGAAGACAAUUUGGAGACGGUGAUAUGCAAGACGUGCAAGAGGCCGGUCCUCAAGCAGAAUGCGGUAGAGCAUAUCCGCGGCUGUAUCCGAGCGAAGCAGGAGAAGGCACGGCGGAAGAAAGAGGCGCGCGACGCGGCGAACCGGGCCAAAGAGAAGGAUAAGGAUGGGGACGACGACGCCGCGGGCGGCGACAAGGACGCGGAUGAUUCGAUCAAGGCGCAGAAGGGCGCGAAGAAGAGCGCCGUCAAGGGCAUGGCGGAGGACGGGACGAAGAAGGGCAAGAAGCGUAAAACCGAGGGCGAGGAGGAUAAGGAGCCCAAGAAGAAAAAGAAGAAGGAGGAGCCUAAGCCGAAGGCGCCGAAGCCGAAGGGUCCCGUCGAUGUUGAGAAGCAGUGUGGUGUCAUUCUGCCGAAUGGCGCUCAGUGUGCGCGUUCGUUGACGUGCAAGAGUCACUCGAUGGGUGCAAAGCGUGCGGUGCCCGGCCGUUCUUUGCCCUAUGACAUGCUCCUCCAGGCGUAUCAGAAGAAGAACCAGGCCCGUCAGCAGAAGGCGGCCAUCGAUGCGAAUGCUCCGCUUCAAGAUGAUCUGGAGAACAACGGUCCCGUCGACUCCGACGAGGAGAAAGACGCCGUCAUGGCGGCAAUUCUUCGCUCGCGCCCACAACCCCUGGCCCACCUUCCAUUGAUCUCGACUAAGAAGAAAUACAAGUACGUGCGAAUCAAGGAGAUGCUUUCUCAUGCAUUGGGCGGAGCUCGCGGCGGCGGACUCUUCUCGACCGGCGAUACAACUCCAACAAACGAUGGAAAUCCGUUUCAGCCGAUAGACGAUAUUCCCCUAGCAUCCCCUGUCUCCGUGACUGGAUCGGAUAACGCACCGGAUACAGCAAAAAAGACCCCUGCGCCAGCUCCAAGGAAGCUACCGGUGGCCGCCUCUUCGUGA